GGCUACCGCGUAUAAAAUCACCGCUAGAGGCGCUAGUGUAGCGUGAGGUCUUCGAUAUUUGAAUUUGAAAUUGUCAAGUGUCACUGUUCAUUACUCACUAACGGCGUUGCGAACAUUUUAUAAUAUUACGAAUAGCUAGGAUUCAUUAUGGAUAAUAUGCCAUAUAUUGAUUAUGGAUCAAUGAAUAUCACUGCUUUAAAAGCAGAGCUAAGAAAGAGGGGUGCCAAAUUAAGCGGACUAAAAGAGCAACUAAUUCAAAGACUUCAAGAUUAUGAUAGGAAUGAUAACUUCAUUGGAAAUUCAGAAGAAGGUAUACAAAACGAUUUGGUGUAUGCUGUUGAGUGGCCCUUAGAUAGUUCAUACAGUAGUGUUACUUCCAAAAGUGCGGCACCUGAUGUAGAUAUUGUAAAUAUCAACACUUACUUUUUAGAAGCAUACAGAGACAAUGUUGGAAUGACGGAGUGUGCUGCAGUUCAUAGAAAGGGCUACAAUAUGAUGAUGAACGAGUAUUUAGUAGCUCUAGUAACUUGCACAAAAAAUAGUUUUCUUUUCUAUAGAGGACAGGUUCACUCAGAAAACACUAAAACAUUAACAUAUUUUAUGAGUAUUGCCUUCGAGUCGGAUGGAAAAAUUGUCCAGAGUAUGUGUAAGUGUGCUGCUGGUAAAGGGCCAAAAGCAGUGUGUAAGCAUAUAGCUUGUGUGUGCUAUGCAAUUUUGAGAUUCAAAGAGCACACCGAAUGGCGUAUUAAAAAAACACCGACAGAAAACAAACAGAAAUGGCAUGAGCCAAAGAGAAUGAAACUGACUUCAUCCCCUAAAAAAGCCGAGGAACUUACAUUUGAGAUCCAAAAAUAUAAUACUACUAAGCGAAAAAGAAACGAUCUGUGUUUUGAUCCACGUCCUGAUAAUGCUUGUAGCACUGUUCAAUGGAAUGACCAUGUUAGGAACAGUGUGAUAAACUAUUGUUCUUCAGAGAACAUAAGGUUUGGUAUAAGUGGUGUGUUUGAAGUGGCUUCCUUGCAUGCAAUACCCAACGACCAUCAUUACCUAAAAUUACCUAUCCUGAACCAAUACAUCCUGAAUAACAUCACUGUGAGUCACACUACUUCCUACAUGCACUAUUAAUAUUCAUUAUCUAUUUAAAAUGGCUUCUGCGCUGAAGCUUGUGGGUUUUAAUUCUUACCGAAGGACAAACAUUUGUGUGUUGGACAUGAAUGUUCGUUCUGGCUCUGGAUGUUUCGAUUAGCUUCUGAGAUGUUUCUGGAUAAACCCAGAAAGUUUGAACAAAUACAAUAUUCAUGUAUUAUUUAAAGUUUCAGGUACCCAUAGUAUCUCGAACCAGGCUACA
Molecule: messenger RNA, 1348 nt
Organism: Coccinella septempunctata (seven-spotted ladybird)
Lineage: Eukaryota; Metazoa; Arthropoda; Insecta; Coleoptera; Coccinellidae
Exons: 2
Coding region: 148-1125 (325 amino acids)
Molecular function (GO): zinc ion binding
Source: RefSeq, a predicted model, not a curated record